This is a messenger RNA of Auxenochlorella protothecoides, 1716 nucleotides long. Its product is annotated as Anaphase-promoting complex subunit 2. Lineage: Eukaryota; Viridiplantae; Chlorophyta; Trebouxiophyceae; Chlorellales; Chlorellaceae. Gene Ontology annotation, biological process: ubiquitin-dependent protein catabolic process. The record is from RefSeq and is a predicted model, not a curated record. The transcript has 14 exons. Gene Ontology annotation, cellular component: anaphase-promoting complex. Bases 1 to 1716 code for a protein of 571 amino acids. Gene Ontology annotation, molecular function: ubiquitin protein ligase binding.
AUGCUCAGGCGCGACACGCUUGCCCAGCUGGGGCGGGCCCUCCAGGGCUGCUUCCAGCACACCCUGGACACCCUCAGCCGGGAUGACACGGGCCGGGCGCUUGAGGAGGCACGCAGCCUCGCCGCGCUGCUGGAGCGCAUGGGAGCAAAGGAGCUGAGCGUCGAGGCGGCGGUGGCGGGGACGCUGAGCCACCUGCAGGCCCACCUCGAGGAGCGGGCGACGCGGAACGCCUCUGCGCCCUGGCUCGCCGAGGCUCUUGAGUACACUGCCUCCUGGCCACUCCGCCUCCUGCAGCAGCUCCUGCCCGAGGCGGGGGCCUCUGGCUGGCACCUGUGGGAGCAGCGCCUGCGCUACUUUGUCUACGAGCGGGCCGGCCUCAUCUUCACCGACUCCCUUUUUGACCUGGUGGUGGACUUCCCCGACAGCCUGCCGACCCUACACGACCUGCGUGCCUGCCUGGAGAACACCAGUCUCCUCAGCCAUGUGGCGCAGUGCUUUGCUGCAGCCACCAAGAAGCGCCUGCUCCAUCCAGGCGCGGCCACAUCGGACAUCGUGCAGCAGUACAUCUUCUCCAUUCGGGCCAUGCGCCAUGUGGACCCCACAGACACGGCCCUGGCCCCGGCACGCGCGGCCACACAGGACUACCUGCGCACGCGGCGGGACGCCAUCCGCUGCAUUGUGGGCCUGCUGACGGCCGACGAGGAGGGCGAGGACAACGUGGUGCUGGAGGAGCUGGAGGGCGAGGGCGAGGCCGGCGGCGCAGGGGUGGGCUGGGGCAUGGGGGUCCCUCUGAUACCCUGCUUUGACGGGCCGGAUGCGGACCUCCAGGCCCUGGCCGAGGCUGAGCGCUGGCGCCCCGAGCCAGUGGAUGCCGUGGAGCGUGUGACCGGCAGCGAUGCCGUGUCGCAGCUGGUGGGCAUCUGGGGGUCAAAGGACCUCCUCGUGACCGAGUACCGGUCCCUGCUGGCCGACAGGCUGCUGGCCAAGCAGGGCUACGACUGCGACCGGGAGCUGCGCACCCUGGAGCUGCUCAAGCUGCGCUUCGGGGACGCCGUCCUGCACACCGCCGAGAUCAUGCUCAAGGACCUGGCGGAUUCCAAGCGCAUCAACGCCAACAUCCGGUCGGCAGCCCGAUGCGCUGCCCGCGGCGAGCGGGCCGCCACCGUCACCGCCACCAUGCUCUCCGCCCUGUACUGGCCCCAAGGCAGCGUGCCUGCCCCCGACGAAGCGGACCUGAGGCUGCCGCCCGACGUGGGCAGCUGGCUGGAGGAGUACGGCCAGGCCUACCACGCGCUCAAGGCGCCGCGCAAGCUGCAGUGGUGCCCGUCCCAGGGCGUGGUGCAGCUGGAAGUGACGGUGGGGGACCAGGCCCUGGAGCUCACGGUGACCCCUGCGCAAGCCAUCACCCUACUGAGCUUCCGAGAGCGCAGCGAAUGGGGCGAGGCUGAGCUGGCAGAGCAGACGGGCCAGACGCCCGCCAUGGCGCGACGGAAUGCCAGCUUCUGGGCCAUGGCAGCAUACGAGCCGUUCAUCCUGGGAAUGCUGGCGAAUUUUGACAGCCUGCCCCAGGACCGCAUCCACAACAUGCUCAAGAUGUUUGUGUCCGAUCCGCCCUACGACAAGACCCUGGACCAGCUGUCUGCCUUUCUCGCUCACCUGGUGGCCCAGGAGCGCCUCACGUGCGGGGGGGGCACCAUGUACAAGCAGAAACUUUAG